AAAAAAAAAAGAAAAAAAAAAAAUCUGUUUCAGUUUCUGCUACCACACUUUCUCUUCCACAGUUUUGUUAUCUAGAUAUUAUUUUACAUUUGGGAUUAGGAAGAUCUCUCGUUGCUUCUUCUCUCCCAUCUCUCUCUUAGCCAUGGCUGCUUUCACUUGUACCUCUCUUCCUCCCGUUUCCCUCCGUUCUGAGUCCAGAAUCGCAUCAUCCUCUCCCUUGGCUUCACUCUCUGUUCGGCGGAUGUUCACCGUCUCGCCUGAAUCAUCAGGAUUGAGAAUCCGUCUUUCCCACUCUCCUCCUUCGUUGACCUCCAAGGUUCUUCGACUACAGCGAAGACGCAUCGUCUCUGAGGCUCAGGAAACCACUACAGAUAUAGUUUCGAUAGUCAACGACACGACAUGGGACUCUCUAGUUCUCAAGGCGGACGGGCCUGUUCUUGUCGACUUUUGGGCACCAUGGUGUGGACCCUGCAAAAUGAUUGACCCGCUGGUGAACGAGCUAGCACGAGACUACACCGGGAAGGUCAAGUUCUACAAACUGAACACUGAUGACUCUCCUGCAACACCAAGCAAGUACAAUGUUAGAAGCAUCCCAACGAUUAUGAUCUUUGUCAAUGGCGAGAAGAAGGAUGCUAUCAUAGGUGCGGUGCCUAAAUCUACGCUCACUUCUAGCAUUGACAAGUUCUUGCAGUGAGAUCUGUUUCUCUCCCCCCUCUUGUCUUGUGUUCUCUCAUUCUCUCUGUAAUUUGUGUUGUAGCUAUCUGCUUCUUCCAUUGUAUCUUUUCUUCUUCACUGAACAUCUAGACAUGGAUAAAUAAUAUGAUGUCAUGUUAUU
Messenger RNA from Eruca vesicaria subsp. sativa (arugula), 835 nucleotides. Lineage: Eukaryota; Viridiplantae; Streptophyta; Magnoliopsida; Brassicales; Brassicaceae. The record is from the annotation of a GenBank genome assembly.